UGUAAAGAUGGUAGCGCCCAGUCUUUUAUGCCUAAGAGUGGUCAAAUAGAUUUUUUGUCAUUCACUCCAACUCGUAGACGGAUACUACAUUCCAGCUUAGGAGUUGGGUGUAACGGUUCAGGAUUUUUCAGGGUCAUGUCCGUUUUCUGGGAAGAUGCCACAGGUAUUCUUGCCGUGAAUGUUGCAAUGUCAGCUGCAGCAUUUCUGGUCACAUGGUCAGUCAUACCAAAAUUCCGGGACAUGUUUCUAAUGGCUGGAUUUUUUGGUGUAGACAUGAAUAAAAGAGGGAAGGAAAAGAUACCUGAGUCAGCUGGUGUAAUUGCCGGAGCAAUCUUUCUUUGUGUGAUGUUUUUGUUUAUUCCUGUUCCCUUUCACCGGCAUCUGACAUAUGAUGGUGCUGGGCCAUUUCCACAUAAUGUUUUUGUGGAGUUCAUUACAGCAUUACUAUCGAUAUGCUGCAUGAUCUUCCUGGGAUUUGCAGACGAUGCAUUGGACUUAAGGUGGCGGCACAAAUUGAUGCUUCCAACUCUCGCUACCCUACCAUUGCUUAUGGUCUACUUGACAAACUUUAACUCGACUGUUAUUAUCGUGCCAAAGCCAUUCAGACUGUACUUUGGACAUGAUGUUGACCUACAAAUUCUGUACUACGUAUAUAUGGGGAUGCUGGCAGUGUUCUGCACUAAUGCUAUCAACAUCUUGUCCGGUCUAAAUGGCUAUGAGGUGGGACAGUCACUAACUAUUGCUGCCUCAAUAAUUAUUUUCAACUUGAGUGAGUUAUCAGGUGAAUGUAGGGAUGCCCAUUUGUUUUCACUCUACAUUAUGAUUCCAUAUGCUGCUGUCACGUUGGCACUGUUUUAUCACAAUUGGUACCCUUCACGGGUCUUCGUCGGAGACACGUUCUGCUAUUUCUCGGGCAUGACCUUUGCUGUCGUUGGCAUCCUCGGCCACUUCAGCAAGACGAUGCUUCUGCUGUUCAUCCCACAGGCGGUCAACUUUGUCUAUUCGGUGCCACAGCUGUUCCACUUGCUGCCCUGCCCACGACAUCGCAUGCCCAGGUUGCUGGACUCCGAAGACAAGCUGACGGUGAGCGUCGUCGCGGUGAAGAGGCGUGACAUCAGCUUCCUCGGACGCGCCACUCUGAAGCUGUUUUCGGCGUUGGGCAUCGCCAAUGUUACAGAGGGCGCCGGCGAGGAUGGCGCCUUUAUGCAGUUCGACAACCUGACGCUGAUCAACCUGCUGUUGUCAUUCAUCGGCCCAACGCACGAACGCACCCUGGUGGUCUAUCUACUGCUGCUGCAGGUGUCGUGCAGCUGUGUUGCAUUCUUCGUGCGCUACCCGCUUGCUCGGAUAUUCUACGACGCGUGAGGGAGACACAGAGCUAUCUUACUCCCCUGUCGCAUGGGUGGGAGCUAUCAUCUGAGCAUAUGGCUCUGUGCUCAGCUGAUUAUUCUUGUUUGUGGCGGACUUAAAACGAGGCACUUUGUGAUCUACCCAAUCACAAGAAUUUUCCACGGGCAAAGGGUUGUUAUGUGCAGCACUCGUUUUGUUGAGUCGUUCAAUCAAAACCGAUUAGAGCAGGGAAGGGUUUCUGUUUUGUACAAAGACUAUAGUAACCUAGAUGGCUGAUGUGCAAUGCCAUAUGUCAUUCAUUAGUCAGAGACUGGCUCUCAUGCCUUUGCUAACUCUUAUACGUUUCUGUUAGGAGCUUAUACGAGAAUACUUGUGUAACUUUUGGCAUUACUUUCAGUUAAAUUAGGUUUAAUUAAAUUAUGCUACAUAUGACUGAUUUUUAAGGAAGUAAAUAAAUAAUGAAAUAUUUUACAAAGUGGCAGUAGGUAAUCAUAGGUAUUCAUAACUGCCCCCUCGUUCAUGCUAUUUCCUUACAGUUAUGUUGGGAAUUGCAUCAAUGAGGUUUUGUAUCACGUUUAAAAUGAAACGGAUGUAGGAUCUGUUAUUCAAUAGGAUAUUAAAUGGUAAGAAGUGGUAUGUAGCAUAAAUAGGGCUCAUUAUAACAUCAUGUUAAAAGCUGGGCCCCGUUCUCAAAAAUAUCGUAAGUAGUUAUGACUAUUGUAAGUUUUAAAUCAUAACUUUUUCACAACAUUUUCCUUCAAAAGUUAUGACAUUUUAGACUUGCGAUGUCGUAUCUACUCGUGAUGUUUCCGGUUAUGCCCCCACUGGACUCGUGUUGUUAUAAGUGAACAUAUUGUUGAAAGCUGGAGCCGUGUCAUCAUUUCUUGGAUGUCUUAUGUACCCGUAGAGUAAUCGAGACAAAUCAUGUAUAACUGUUAUAUUAUGAUUAGUAGGCUUCCCCAUCUUCAACCUGAGAUGGUUACGUCUUUUGAUAUGCACUAUCUCGUCCACGUCUAGCUCUGUAUGCAAUGUCAACUUAAGGCCACUUUGUGAUGGCAUUUUCACUGAGGUACGUGCAGAACUGCCUGAAAUAAUUGCGAAAAAAUGCGUAACGACAAACGGUCUUCAUGUGCACGCGACAUACAACACCAUUACUAAGCAGGGUAUCCAGAUUCAUUUAAAUGUAGAAAUAUGCUAAACCAGCUUGCAGGAAACAUUGCUUAAUUCCACUUAAUUAAUUUAGUGUAUACAAAUAGGUAUGGAGAAUAUUGUCUCAUUUUGUCCAUGAAUCUAUGAUGUGUCGCAGUUAUAUAAAACAAUUAAGAGUAUGUCUAUGGUUUCUAAUAUGAAGCUAAAGUUUAAUAUUUAUUUUCAUCUGUCAUAAUAAUAAGUGUUGAUAGUAUCUAUUGUCAAAAUAACUUGGUACGCUAUAGCUUUUUGACAUUUUAUGUAAAUUUCGCCAUUUUAUUAUAUAAAUAUCGUGUGUAGAAUGCUAUUUCAAGUUGCUGGGUGUUUCUAUUCAUCCGUUUCUAACGUGUAAUAAGAUUUGUUAGUGUUAGCUCUAGGUUAUAAUAAGCGGCUGGUAACGCAGCAAGCGUUACAAAGCGCGAGUUCGAGGCAAGGUCGUAAUACGUUUACAACUGUUUAGUGUUUACAGCGUACUGACGUUUAUCUAUAAACGCUAUAGGAUUAUAUAAAUAUAACAAUUAAUAUAAUAAAAUAUUAAUAUAAACAACAUAAA
Priapulus caudatus is the source of this 3091-nucleotide messenger RNA. Its product is annotated as UDP-N-acetylglucosamine--dolichyl-phosphate N-acetylglucosaminephosphotransferase-like. The record is from RefSeq and is a predicted model, not a curated record. Gene Ontology annotation, molecular function: UDP-N-acetylglucosamine-dolichyl-phosphate N-acetylglucosaminephosphotransferase activity. The transcript has 8 exons. Gene Ontology annotation, cellular component: membrane. Bases 28 to 1365 code for a protein of 445 amino acids. Lineage: Eukaryota; Metazoa; Priapulida; Priapulimorpha; Priapulimorphida; Priapulidae. Gene Ontology annotation, biological process: dolichol-linked oligosaccharide biosynthetic process; protein N-linked glycosylation.